Pedinophyceae sp. YPF-701 is the source of this 2010-nucleotide messenger RNA. The record is from the annotation of a GenBank genome assembly. NCBI's taxonomy places the organism in Eukaryota, Viridiplantae, Chlorophyta, Pedinophyceae.
AUGCUGUGUGAACAGGACAGGCGAGAGACGACGGAAGUCGAGGAGGCGUCCCGGGCGAGCCAGGAGGACAUUCCGUGCAAGGUUCUGUCCGCGCUGAACAUCUGCGCUGGCCUCGGUGAGCGGUCGAGCUCUGGCGAUUCGACGCAUGCGGAGCGGGCCCCCGCCGGCCCAAUUGAGACGUGGAUCCAGGCGCUGAUCGAUGGCAACUUCUUCAAGCCGUGCGCCGCGCACUCCAAGUGCAAGAGGAGCGAGUGCACGUAUUUCUGCGCCACGUGCGUGAGUGAGGGACUCUGCUCGCACUGUCUCUCGGACCAUCGCGGCCACGAGGUCAUCCAGGUUCGCAAGUACGUCUACUGCGAGGUGGUCCGCCUGCAGGACAUCCAGCGCUACAUCGACGCUUCGCCCGUGCAGUCCUACAUCAUCAACGGCAGCAAGGUCGUCUUCCUCCGCCCGCGCCCCGAGAAGCGCUCGCUCAAGUCGGGCAUCUCGGACCUGUGCAAACACUGUCACAAGCUCAUCCGCGAGGGCUUCCUGUACUGCUCGCUGCGGUGCCACGUGCAGCAGACCGUCCAGGACGGCGACGUCCUGCAGCCCGCGCCGACGAUGCCCGCCGGGGACGACGGCAGCUGCGACCUCGAGUACCUCCCCGCCAUGAAGCGCGCGGCCACGUCCGAUAUGGGCCUCCUCGUCAACCCGCACAACCUGCGGUCCAAGGACGGGCCGCACCCGGCGCCCGUCCCGCCGCGGGCCGCCGCUCCGGCGCCGCCCGCGCCGCCCGCGGUGCAGCGGUGCUCGCGCACGCGCCCGCGCCGUCCGGCCUGCUGCCGCCGCGCCCGCUCGCGAUCGACGUGCCGGCGGCGCGCGCGUCGUUCGAGGGGUCCGAGCUCGGCGAGUCGCACGGCCGCCGCAGGAAGAAGAACUCUCCCACGCGUUCCCCCGCCCCCGGGGUCGCCUUCUGGGCCAUCUGACCGCGCCGUGCCGCGCCGCGCCGGCGCGAUGGCGCGAUGGCCAUGCCCGCCCGCCGCGGCGUCGGCGAGGCGAGUGCCGGGGGGCGUGACCCCCCCGCUCGACCUCGACCUCGACCCCCCCCCCUCUUCGCGCAAGACUGGACCUGCCUUGAUCGCACUCGCACUCGGGCUGCCCCCGACGGCCACGCGAUGUGCGUGCCCGAAGAGCUUCGGCGCCCGGCGCGACCGAAAGGCGCCCGCGCGGCGCCGCGGCGUCGCCCUCGGAGUGUGCGCAACUUGGGGUGCUGCUGGCGCUGCAACCUCGAAGAUGACACCGACACCCCCUCGGACCAGGCCCGAAGAUGCCUCUCCGCCGUCCCUUCCGUCCACUGCUAUCGCUCCGGACGUUCCCGCAGCAGCACCACGCCCAUCCUGCUACACCCCCCCUCUCCCUAGAACAACACCUCCUCUCAGAUACCGCACCCCUUCCCGGCCCAACGUCCUGCCGCUGAAGGGAGGACCCUCGCCCGUGCUCCCUCUGCGCCUCGCCGCCUGGCGGCUGGCGAGCCCGGGGCUGCCACGGUCGAGUGCGCGCUGUGGAGCUCCUCCUCCACGCCCGCCUAUUUUAGCUUCGAGCGACAGCCACACCGCGGCGACCGAGCUCGCUGCAUCGCGCUCACCCCGAACUCCCCCCCCCUCCCCGCGUGGUCCGCAUGCGUGGGCGGUGAGUGUGGUGGCACGCGCCACCGCACCGUUGCAGCCGCAUGAUGAUGACGCACGCGCGUCGCCUAGGACGCCGAAUUGGUCCACACCCCAUUGCGAAACAACCACCCCCCUCACCUCCCUGCUCCCCCCCUCCCUCGAUCUCACGUCCACCACGCCGUCCAACACGCCCACAGUUGCUUGCAGCAGGUGUCGACCAUUCCUGCGCUGCCGCUUUGACCGCAAGACCCUGGACGCGCACGUGGCACCCGCCUCUCAUCGCGCACGAGCUGCAUGGGAUGCGCGCGUGCUGCGCCUCACGCACAGCGUCUUGCAACACCACUUGCUCGUUUGCGGCUGA